AUGCCGAGUGAGAUGGAUCAAGCGAAUCAGGCACCCACGCAUUUCGGCCAAACGCUUGGGAAGGCUGAUUUUGCACAACGGCCUAUGUCAUUACGUAAAUUUUUGGAACCAUUCGAUCACACUAUUUUAACGGACUAUGAAGCCGGUGAAAAGUAUGCUGCUUACAAACUCAGCUUCGCUAAACAGCAGUUGGAGGAUUUCUUUGAGAAAAACAAAAAUCACGCCUGGUUUCGCGAGAAAUAUCACCCAGAUGUCAAACCAGACCCGAGUUUACAGCGGAGGCUGUGCGAGCACCGCCUGAGAAUUUUUAUGCAGUUGUACCACGACGGCCAUCUCUCCGAUAUUUCCUUGAAUGGUUCAAAUGAUGCGACGAUCGUGAAGUUCUUGGAUACAGUUGCGAUCAAGUUGGCUGGAGGCACUGAUGAGGAUGUACGAUUCUUGGAUGAAUUUAAGUAUGCGAAAACGUCAUCCAAGCUGGUUUCGACAAACUCUGCCGUCGCUGUGCGUACGAAAGAGGCAUCAGACGCAAACAAUAUUCCAGCCAAGUCUCCAUCCACCUUACCAGUUGAGAUUUCUGACCAUGAGGGCACACCUAAACGAAAGCCGCGCAUCAGUGCUCACGAUCCUUCCACUGAACGUCGUCCCAAGGCUGCUAAACAGAAAUCGCGGCGUCAACGGCGUCAGACUAAGAAAGUUAAAGAUGGAGCUGAAGACGCUUCCAGUACUGACCGCAGUAGCAGUCGUAGUGGCAGCGCGAGUAGCAGCGGAAGCAGUAGCGGCGACGGUGCGGGCGGUGAUGGUAGCAGCAGCAGCAGUAGUAGUAGCAGCUCUAGUGGGACCGAUAGCGAGAGUGCUAGCUCUCAACACAGUGGCAGUAGCUCAGACAGUGAUUCUAGUGGAUCUAGUGAAAGCGAGGAGGAGGUUGAUAGUAGCGCAAGUGAAAAUAAGAGCGAGGUGGAGCGAAAGGUGCGUCGACGUCACCCUAAUGUUCCGGACCAAUCAACCGCAGGCAAGCGUACGAAAAAGACUUCACAAAACGUUCGCCGCACUCACCGAAACUCAUCGUCCAGCUCAGGCGCCAGUAGCGCACGCAGCAGCAUUAGCCCGAAUCAGUCCUCCUCCACUAGGCUUAGGCGUGGGCCUGUUUCUAAUCUGGAAGAUGAAAUGAAACCUUCGAGAAACCCUAAGGUUCAUGCGGACCCGACCGACUCGAUCCAAACCAAACAAUCUUCAGGAAACGUGAUGACCGUCGAACAGGAAUUUGUCCUGGAAGAGGACCCAGAACUACAGCAAGUUCGAAAACUGCCAUUCCACCAUACACGUGUUCUUUAUUUCCCUCACAUCCCAUUCACCGUCUACCAGAAGGACUUGAUCGCGCUUUUUUCAACCUCUCCUCACUUCCUUCGUCUGGCUGUCUUAGACCCGGUGAUCAUGCCGUCGACCGAUGGCCACGCUGGUCAUGUGAACGAGCCUUUCUUCGGCCCAGAUACGGAUUCUUCCCCAGGCAUAUCCCUUCGUCGUGUCGGAUGGGCCACGUUUGCUGCCCAAACGAAGGAAGGUGACAACCUAGUCAAUGUUGACGUGAAAGCUAUAUGCUCUAAACUUUUGCACCAGGCAACGGAGGCCCAGGCUCCGGAAGACUUGUUGGAAUGCCUCCGGACUGCUAAAGCAUUGCCUGAUCAUCUAAAGCGACUCAAUUCCCACCGAGUAAGAUCUUCCAGUUACUUCAUGACGAAACUGCUGGAGACGUGUCCGGAGCGUUUGUACUCAAAAGGCUUACUCAGACGGCAUUUAGUGCUUGCGGCCAAACUGGCGGACGAGUUGGACAAGGCUCGGGGGUUGUGGAACUCCCAAACAACCAGAGCACCUAUCACCACAAAUGAUGUAAUUGUUGCCGAACCGACGCUGGAUCGUUCAGCUUCCACGGAUGCUGAUGACAGUGAUUCGUCACACCCUGGUCUUGAUGCAGCUGAUGCUAAAGGUGAGGACAGCACAACCAGACAACCUGAGAAAAUGGAUGUCGAAAAAGAGUCCCCCACCUCCAAAGAACCCUUGCCAUUGGAUCCAGGGGAAGAUCUUCUCAAGGCCGCCUCCAUUCUAGGCAGCUUGAUGAGCGAAAACCCACUACUUCAAGGCCUCACUGAUUGUUUAGUAGAUGAGCGAAGCGCAGAAGAGGAAAUUCUUUUAUCGGGAGGUUUCCAGUCAUUAUCUUUCGGCUACAACUAUCCUACCAGCAACACAAAUCCGUCAACAACUGCGCAGUCCAAUAUGGUCGCUUCAGAUGACGACACUGAAAUGUUGCGGAUGCUCGAUCGCCUGGUUCUCUAUCUGCGAGUCGUACAUUCAGUGGAUUUCUACGCACCUGCUAUCUACCCAAACGAGGAUGCGAUGCCACAUCCCUGCCAGAUCAUUCACGUCAGACCCAGUAAAACGGACCUCACAAAGGCGUUGAGUCGUACUAUCUGUGCUAACGCAGCAAUCGCUCCAGCUUUGGACAAAGUUUUCGUUGCCCAGCUAUACCGAUGUAUACGCUUGAUUCGGCCCUUAAAUGAAGCCGAUUGCAAGCGUCUCGGGUUGAGGGAUAUUGAGGAAGUCGUUGAGAACUUUGUGAAGGCUAAUACACGUCGCAAGAAGCGCAAAACAGACGUCAUUUGGGUCUGUCUGUUAUCCGAUAAAAAAUUCCGCGAUCCAAUUUACGUGAGGAAACACAUAAUGAACAAACAUAUGGAGAAGGUGGAAGCUGUGAAAAAGGAUAAUGCAAUCUUCUUCAACAAUUAUCUGUUAGACCCAAUGCGCCCUCAGCUGCCCCUUGAGCCGCACAUUUCUGCGAGAAGACGUCGCUCUACCUCUCGCACAGAGACGGGAACACGCGAGACUGAAACCAAGGAGACGACGCACGAGGCGUCACGUGAACGCUCUGCCUCCGAUCACAUGGGUACUCAGUGGGUUGGGAUGCAACAUGGACGCGAAGGUUAUAACAGGCCAUACUAUCCUCCAUAUCAACCGAGACGUUAUUUCAGCUAUGGCUCCGGUUUUAACAAUCGGCCUUAUGGUCGUGCUUCAUACAUACCACCAAGAUUUCCUUUUCCGAACCAGCGAGGUCGUAAUUACCCAUUUCCUCCCGGUUACGACCAGGCAAGACGAGGAUUCCCACGUCGCCCAUAUGUGGAUUUGGAUGCUCCCUGA
Molecule: messenger RNA, 3186 nt
Organism: Dicrocoelium dendriticum
Lineage: Eukaryota; Metazoa; Platyhelminthes; Trematoda; Plagiorchiida; Dicrocoeliidae
Source: the annotation of a GenBank genome assembly